ACAGCACGUCGUGCCAUGGCCACCAGCCUGCUCCGCGUUCCCCCUCCCGAGGAACUGCUCCGGCCCCUGGCCGUGCCGGAGAGGCUGCUGCUCGGGCCAGGGCCCAGCAACGUGCCCCGCCGCAUCCAGGCUGCGGGAGGGCGGCAGCUCCUGGGCCACAUGCACCCUGAAAUGCUGCAGGUGAUGGAUGAGAUCAAGGCGGGAAUCCAGUACGCAUUCCAGACGCACAACCGGCUGACCCUGGCCGUCAGCGGCAGCGGCCACUGUGCCAUGGAGGCCGCUCUCUUCAACCUGCUCGAGCCAGGGGACACCGUGCUGGUGGCCGUCAACGGCAUCUGGGGACAACGUGCCGCCGACAUUGCCAGGAGACUGGGAGCCAAUGUCUGUGAGCUGCUGAAGGCCCCGGGCAAGUACUUCACUCCACAAGACAUUGAGCAGGGCCUGGUGCAGCACAGACCUCUGGUGCUCUUCAUCACCCACGGCGAGUCCUCCACGGGGGUGCUGCAACCCCUGGAGGGGCUGGGCGAGCUGUGCCACCGGUAUGGCUGCCUGCUGCUUGUGGACUCUGUGGCAUCGCUUGGGGGAGCCCCCAUCUUCAUGGACCAGCAGGAGAUCGAUGUCCUGUACUCGGGGUCCCAGAAAGUCCUCAACGCACCCCCUGGCAGUGCCCCCAUCUCGUUCAGUGAGCGAGCCAGGGAGAAGCUGCUGAGGAGGAAGACGAUGCCCCCGUCCUUCUAUCUGGACAUGGGCUUGUUGGCAAACUACUGGGGCUGUGACGGGGAGCCGCGGAGGUACCACCACACAGCACCCAUCAACAGCUUCUUCAGCUUGCGGGAAGGCUUGGCCGUGCUGGCGGAGCUGGGUCUGGAGAACUCGUGGGAGCGACACCGGGCCAACUGCACCCGGCUGUGCCAGGGGCUGCUGGACAUGGGGCUUGAGCUCUUCGUGGAGGAGGAGAGGGCCAGGCUCCCCACCAUCACCACCGUCAGGCUGCCUGACGGCUACGACUGGAAGGACAUCACGGCCUUUCUGAUGGACAACCACGGCAUGGAGGUGGCUGGGGGCCUGGGCCCCACGGUGGGCAAGGUCCUGCGCAUCGGCCUCAUGGGCUGCAACUCGACCAGCGACAACGUGGACCGAGUGCUCGCAGCCCUGCGGGAUGCCCUCAAGCGCUGCCAGCGCAGCCGGCUGUGA
This is a messenger RNA of Hirundo rustica (Barn swallow), 1194 nucleotides long. RefSeq names its product alanine--glyoxylate aminotransferase (gene AGXT). The transcript is spliced from 11 exons. Gene Ontology annotation, cellular component: peroxisome. Bases 16 to 1194 code for a protein of 392 amino acids. Gene Ontology annotation, molecular function: L-serine:pyruvate transaminase activity; L-alanine:glyoxylate transaminase activity. Lineage: Eukaryota; Metazoa; Chordata; Aves; Passeriformes; Hirundinidae. The record is from RefSeq and is a predicted model, not a curated record.